Podarcis muralis (Common wall lizard) is the source of this 3467-nucleotide messenger RNA. RefSeq names its product olfactomedin like 2B (gene OLFML2B). Lineage: Eukaryota; Metazoa; Chordata; Lepidosauria; Squamata; Lacertidae. Gene Ontology annotation, biological process: signal transduction. The record is from RefSeq and is a predicted model, not a curated record.
AGCCGGAGUCAGGCGCGCUCUCCCCCGCAGCCGCCAUCCCCGGCGCGGCCGGUGCAGCUCGGCUCGCAGCAAGACCCCCGCCGCCGCCGCCCAUGCCCGCCGCCCGCUAGCCGCUGCGCCCUCCAUGGCUCGGCCCGUGGCGCUGCUCUGCUGCUGCUCGGCGGCGGCGCUGCUGGCUGCCUGCUGGGGCUCCUCCGCCGCCAGCCCCUCCGCCGCCGCCGGCGCCCCGCUGCACGACGAGGCGGACAACCAGGAGAACAUCCUCUCGCAGUUGUUAGGGGACUAUGACAAGGUGAAGGCCGUGUCGGAAGGCAGAGACUGCCAGUGCAAGUGUCUGGUGAGGCCCUUGGGCAGAGGCGCUUGCCAGAGGAUUAACGAAGGAGCUGCCAAACCAGGGGAUUUUUACACGGUGGAAACGAUCACUUCCGGACCGGAAUGCAAAUGUUCGUGUGUAGCCCCACCAUCCGCCCUGAACCCCUGCGAGGGAGACUUCAGGCUGAAGAAACUGCAAGAAGCAGACAGCAAGGACUUCAAGCUGGCAGCUGUCAUCGAUCUACUAGAAGGCGCUUUCUAUGGCCUAGACUUGCUCAAGCUGCACUCGGUCACAACGAAGCUGGUUGGCCGAGUGGAGAAACUGGAAGAGGAAUUGUCUAGCAAUCUCACCAAGGAAUACAAAGAGAAGAGACCAAAUGCAGACAAAAUUUGGCAGGAGAUGGAUCUUAAAGGCAAGACAAAUUCUUCUGACAGCAUCUCUAACAACCUUGCUGACAUCCAGAGUUCACUGCAGAGGGAUGCUGCUGCCGCCUACACUCUCACUGAGGAAAAAUACGAAGAGGUUUUCCUGCAUGAUGAAAUGGCUUCUCAGCAAAUCAGUUCUGCAGAGUCUUUGCGCUAUGCGCCCCCAGCUCCAAAGGCAAAGUCAACUUUGCCAAGAAAACUCCAUGUGAGGAGCCGGACUCCAGCCCAGCCCACCAUCAUCCGAGGAGUCACUUACUAUAAGGCCAAGGAUCCUGAGACAGAAAAAGACCUCGAGGAACCGGAUGAGCAUUUCAGUGGUGAGAGCCCAAUUGAUAUGCUGAUUGAAGACCAGCUAUUGCAACACAGCUACCUGCCAAAUAUUCCCACGAGGAAGCAGCUGUCGGUGGAAAAGCCACUUAUUCACCAAAGCAUCAGGCUCAUAAAGCAGCAUGCUGCAAGCAUCACAUCUGCUGGAAAAGAAGCAUCUGCAACCAGUGCUGCAACUACCAAGCUACCCCUGUCCUCUGCCAUCGUGCCUCCCUCUGUUGAGCCAACACCAGUGUCUACCUCAUCAGAUCUCCUUACAGCCAGCAGCCAUUUUGGAAUGACUCUGGAGCCCACAGCAGCCACUGGAGUCUCCUCAGUGACUGACUUGGUGGAUGAAGGCGCCACAUGGCCAACGAAAACAGCAGCUCAAACUGCCACACAGGCUUCCACGGUUGUGGCAACCCAGAAUGCUUUUGACACAAAGUCCCCCAUGGCCAAAGCAGCCACCACAAAUUUCCACACACAGGCAGCAGCUCAGCCGACUUCAGCUGCCACAACCAAAGCGGUGCCCCCUGCAGCCCCUGCCAGGCCCAGCCUCACCGUCACACCCACACAGGGCCUGGACGAGGAAGAUAUCCGAAACAGCAUUGGCCAGUGCAAGGACACCUUGUCUACUGUCUCUGGGCCCAUGACCCAGAACACGUAUGGGCGGAAUGAAGGGGCUUGGAUGAAGGACCCCCUUGCCAAGGACGAGCGAAUCUAUGUCACCAACUACUACUAUGGCAACACCCUGGUCGAGUUUCGGAACCUGGACAGCUUCAAGCAAGGUCGAUGGAGUAACUCAUACAAGCUGCCAUACAGUUGGAUGGGGACAGGCCAUGCGGUCUUUAAUGGCUCUCUCUACUAUAACCGGGCCUUUACUCGCAACCUCAUCAAGUACGACCUGAAGCAGCGUUAUGUGGCUGCCUGGGCCAUGUUGGAAGAUGUGGCCUAUGACGAGGAGACACCUUGGCGGUGGCGUGGCCACUCUGAUGUGGAUUUUGCAGUGGAUGAGAAUGGCCUGUGGAUCAUUUACCCAGCCAUUAAUUACGAAGGCUUUAGCCAGGAGGUGAUUGUCCUCAGCAAACUUAACGCCAAUGAUCUGAGCACUCGCAAGGAGACCACCUGGCGGACAGGCCUGCGCAAAAACUUCUAUGGCAACUCCUUUGUCAUCUGCGGCGUCCUCUACGCCAUUGACAGCUACAACAAGAAGAAUGCUAACAUCUCUUAUGCAUUUGACACGCACACCAACACCCAGAUCAUCCCCCGCCUGCUCUUUGAGAACGAGUACUCUUACACCACUCAGAUAGACUACAACCCCAAGGACCGGCUGCUCUAUGCUUGGGACAAUGGCCACCAGGUCACGUACAAAGUCAUCUUUGCUUACUGAGGACACAGUGAGAUCAUGUUUAAAGGCCACUAGCACCUUUUUUUUAAUAAAUAUUUUUUUAUUGUAAAAAUCAGAGUAAAUAAGGUUGUUGUUUUUUUUUAAAAAAACUUUUUUUAAAAAAAGAGUGGAUUGUAGAUCAGUCCACAUUCCUAAGCCAACCCUUUUAUUUUGGGCAUAACCCUGCUUUUGUUUUUAUACUGAAUGUGCUGCCUCCUAUGAAACAAUGGAAAAUAUUGUUCAUUAGCACCCGCUAAGUGCAGACUCUCUAAUAAUGAAUAAUAAGGCAAAGGGAUGCUUUUCUAACAGAAGACUCACACUUUGGAUAAGAACAGGGCCCCGCUCCCAUUUUUUAUAAUAAAACAUCAAUGUUUAAAACUCAGUAAAACCAGAGUCCUGCUCACAUUUCCUUCUGUCAUUCUAUUUGUCUAGUCGCAUUGUAUACUCUGGGCCAUAGACCCUGUAACUCUUGUCACUCCUGCCCCAGUUACUGUCUUUUGAACCCUGGGCUGGGAAAGAUGUUGCUAGAGUCUUAACUCCCCUCAUCCCUGGCCACUUGCCAUCUGCGGUGGGGCUGAUGGGAGUUCAACAAGAUAUGGAGGGCCACAGGUUGUUCCCCUACUUUACCCAAAGGAUUCUUUAUGGGACAAUUCAGGCUGAAUUCCUAAACAUACUUGCUAGGAAAUGAGCCCCAUUGAACAUAGCAGAACUACCCCCCCUGAGCUAACCUGUACAGAGCAGACUUGCAAGAAAACAAUUUGACUCCUGUGCUGGAGAAAACUUGGAAGGAGACGAGUGCAGGCCAUCCCUUCGUUGUUUGCUCCUUGUACUGGGUUGAACUCUUUCCAAACAGGCUUUAUUCAGCUGCUAGAUCUGUUAGACAACCAUCCCCUUAUCCCAUGGUAGCUUAUAGGGCGGGACUGUCAAAAGCUUUUUGAAACUCCAGAUGUAUACUGCCUUCUGGAUCCCUUCUUUGUAUGUAUGUGUGUGUUGACAUUUUAAGAACUAAUAAAUAAAACAAAUUGCUGAAGCAAGA